Molecule: messenger RNA, 5102 nt
Organism: Lingula anatina
Lineage: Eukaryota; Metazoa; Brachiopoda; Lingulata; Lingulida; Lingulidae
Product: alpha-1,6-mannosyl-glycoprotein 4-beta-N-acetylglucosaminyltransferase-like
Biological process (GO): protein N-linked glycosylation
Molecular function (GO): acetylglucosaminyltransferase activity
Source: RefSeq, a predicted model, not a curated record
UUGAGAUGACAGAUAACACGUCUAAGGGGUACAUUUCAUAUAAGUCACGCUGGCACUUAGAGGAAGUAUGGCACGACUUAAACAACUUCAUCGUAUAUUUGUUGUAGGAUCAUUAUUUGCAGUUACUUUAUAUCUUGUACACGUAACAGUCCAAAACAAUUUGUUUUACCGCGAUUCUCUCCAAUACGGGACACAGAAAGACAUAAACUCAGAUCUGAAAAGAGAUUCACAGAUUGAAGAGAGACAGACAAGCGUGGACCAGCGUCAUCCAGUUUUUUCUCGAUGGGAUGCUAUGGAACUCAGGGAUGUUUCCGUGUUUGGGAAACACAGGCAGAAGAAAGGUUUUCUUACCAUUGGCAUCCCGUCUGUCAAACGAGCAAAGGGAGCCGUGUAUCUGUUGCAGACGAUAACUUACAUAAUAAACAUGACGUCACCAAGUGAGAGGGAGAAAAUUGUAUUACUGGUGUUCCUGGCAAAUUUUGACACACAUUACAAUGAAAAUGUCUUGAAAAAUAUCAGCGCCAAAUUUGAUGGCUACAUCAAGAGUGGAUUUAUCCUAGUGAUGCAAGUUCCAGAAAAAAAUUACCCUCCGUUAGAAGAUUUGAAAAGAAAUUAUAAUGAUUCUCCAGAGAAAGUAAAAUGGCGAUCGAAACAGAAUGUUGAUUAUGCUUUUAUGUUUCUGUACGGAAGAAAUAUUUCAGAAUACUAUAUUCAGAUUGAAGACGAUGUGGUUUCAGCCCGUGGAUUCGCCAAAGACAUACGUGCUUUUAUCAUAGCAAAUAGCAAAAAGCCAUGGAUAUGUUUAGAAUUUUCUAUUCUUGGAUUUAUUGGGAAACUGUUCAAGUCCAAAGACCUGGAAAAACUUGCAAGGUACUUGAUUUUAUUUUAUGACGAGCAACCUUGUGAUUGGCUUAUUGAUCAUUUCCUUACUUCAAUGACUCAGAAAAAGCGUAUCUUCUACAAGCAGUCUUUAUUCCAGCAUCAGGGUGACUGGUCUUCUUCGGAAGAAAAGUCCCGGAAAGGACCUAAUACAUCGCGCGACAUUUACUUCAAAGAUAAAAAAGUAAAUACCAUUCAAGGAGCGUUAAAGGGAAAGUCGUGACUUGCAAUUACACUUCUGUAGCUAUACAUGUAAAUAUUAGGAGCAAAAUCGUCCUUCCAGAAUAUUUUUAAGUAAGCUUUUUUUUUACUUUUCAAGAUAAGAAGAUAGAAUUAAGGUUGUAUUUCAUGGUACGUGAAAGGGCACUAAAGUACGAGGGUUGAUUGAUAAGUAGUGAGACUCAUAUAGAAGGGGAACACAUUUUACAAGUAUUUUUCUUUAUUUUUCAACAUAGUCUCCUUGAGUAUUUAUACACUUUUGCCAGCGAGUUUUGAGAGCCUCUAUGCCACUUUUAUAGAAGCCCUUCUCUUGGCCGUUCAGAAACCCCUCCACUUCACGUAUGACGUCAUCAUCUGACACAAAGUGAGCACUUGAAAUGGCCUUUUUCAAUUUGGGAAAUAGAUAAUAGUCAGAGGGAGCAAGAUCAGGCGAAUAAGGUGGAUGUUCUAUCAGUUCAAAGCCACACUCGUUGAUUGCAGCCAUGACAAUGACAGACUUGUGAGCAGGGGCAUUGUCCUGGAGGAACAGUACACCUUUCCUGAGCUUUCCGCUGCCUCGUCGACAUAAACUAACCAAAUGACACCAAACUUUGGCUACACACCUUUAAAUAGUCAGGAAAUAGAAGGGCUGAAAAGGGAUAUCCCUGCUUAACCCCUUCCCCACGAGGCUCACUACUUAUCAAUCAACCCUCGUAAUUUUUUCAAGUAUGCAUAACUUUCUCUCAACGUGUUUGUGUACUGUCACAUUAACAUAUCUGUAUAAAGAUAGUAAAAGGACUAGUCAGCACGUUAAACAAUCAUCUUAAAAUCAAAUAGAUAUUAAAUGUUGAAAGAAUUAUUUGGAGACCAAAAAGUUUACUUCCAUGGCAGAACAGACACGGACAGAAGAUCACAGAACUAACUGGUUAUUAAGUGUGUCAGUAAAAAAAAUAAAAAGAAUCCCAGUUAGUCCCAGACCUGUAUAAGCGUUCGUGACUUUCGCAUUAUGUGUGGGACAAGAAAUUCGCUACGUGAUUUAUUCCAGAUCGAGCGUCAGCGAGGACUCAGUUAGGGGUACUCUUUGUACAACGCAAAUUGGAAACUGUAAUAGUGGCAGUGUUUGGCAGGGGCAGGCCUACGGCCACUACAAUAAUCUUGUCACCAGGCUCCGUAAAUUUUCUAGAUUAUUCGUCAUUUUUGUGAAAAUAGCCAUUUAUAUGCUUAAAAAGAAAAAUGUACAAAGAUUGGCGUAUGUUGAAAAAACUAUGAUGGGAUUCGAGCAAAAAUUCUCUUACUAUCUCACUAGAAUGGAAUAUCUUAUCAAUGUGUAUUUAAGCUACCCCUGAUUCAUAUUCGCAGCAGAUUACAACCCAGUGUGAACACAGCAAAAUGAGUAUUUUUGUCAACUUUCCAACAUUUUAACAGUAUUGACUUCAGUGCCGGUUGCUUGUGACCAAUUCGUGAUAACUUUCAACACAGAGAUGCAAAAUUCAACCUUGAGAUAACACAGUAUCAUAUAAGGCUAUUUUUUAGCACAUCUUUUUACUACGUUGUAAGUAAUAAAACAUUUUUAAUCCACAAUGUAUGAAUAAAUGAGUAGCACGUUUCUCAUUCACCAUAACUAAGACAUUGAAUACCUGCAUAAGCGUAUUAACCCUCGUUAAUUAUACAUCCUAAUUUACAAACCACGAUCAUCCACGUACGUCGUUGUAUAUAAUAGCGUACCAAGUGUGUCUUUGGCAAGGCCGACGUGGAUGUAUGGCAAGGUUAAUACUAUUACAGCGUUUGAUUGCUGUUGGAAUUUUAUUUGCAGUCUGUUCAUAUCUUGUAUUAGUCAAAACAUUUUACAGGGAUGUUCUGAAUAAUGGGGCGCAGAAGGCCUACUCCUCAGAUCUGAAUGGAGAUUUACAGAUAGAAAAGAAUCAGACAAGAAGGGGUCAAAGCCAACCUACGCAUUCUCAAUUGGAAAUUGUGGAACUCAGAAAUGUGUCUGUUUAUGGUAACCACCGACAAAAGAAAGGUUUUCUUACCAUUGGCAUCCCGUCUGUCAAACGACCAAUGGGAGCCGUGUAUCUGUUGCAGACGAUUACUUACAUAAUAAACAGGACGUCUCCAAGCGAACAAGAGAACAUUGUUUUAUUGGUAUUCCUGGCAAAUUUUGAUACAAAAUACAAUGAAAAUGUCUUGAAAAUUUUAAGCGCCAAAUUUGAUGACUACAUCAAAAGUGGAUUUAUUCUAGUGUUGCAAGUCCCGGAAAACAACUACCCCCCAUUAGAAAAUUUGAAAAGGAAUUAUAAUGAUUCGCCAGAGAAAGUAAAAUGGCGGUCAAAACAGAAUGUUGAUUAUGCUUUUAUGUUUCUGUACGGAAAAAAUAUUUCAGAAUACUAUAUUCAGAUUGAAGAUGAUGUGAUUCCCGCCCUUGGAUUCUUCAAAGACAUACGUGACUUUAUUUUAGCAAAUGAUAAGGAGCCAUGGGUAUGCUUAGAAUUUUCAGUUCUUGGAUUCAUAGGGAAAUUGUUUAAGUCCAAAGACUUGGAGAAACUUGCGAGGUUUUUGCUUUUAUUUUAUGACGAGCAGCCUUGUGAUUGGCUUAUUCUCCAUUUCCUAAUGUCAAUGACUCAGAAGGAACAUAUCUACCACAAGCAGUCAUUAUUCCAGCAUCUGGGUGAAUGGUCUUCUUCGGAAGAAAAGUCGAGGAAGGGACCUAAAAUAUUUCUUGACAUUUACUUCAAAGACGUUAAAAAUAAUCAGACAAUAAGUACAAAAGGAAAAGUGAAAAUUAAAAUCCCUCGUUGAAAUUCUCCUUAAGGUACGUGGUUCUAAAUUUGUCGUAGUGGGCAUGGCAUUAGUAUUUGAAUUUAUUGGGCUUUAACAUAGAAGGGAGCUUUCAACGUGGGGGAUCACAUGAGUUAAUUUUGUUAAUUUUGACUAGAAUCUUGCUGUCAUUAUCAUUAUGCCAAUAUUGCAGAAUUACGCUCAUAUUUUUUGUCGUGAUCUUGUGUUUACUCUCGAGUAAAUAUUCAUCUUUGCAUCAAAACAGUAGAAGAAUGAUGUUUAGUAAAUAACAGUUUUAACCCUCAUCCACCUUUCAGGGGCCUCGCAGGCCCGGACCCAUGUAUCUUUUGCUCUCUCUUCGUUCGCAUGAAGUUUUGAGCCUGUUCCUUUCAUGUAAUCCUCAAGCAACUUAUACUUCAUCAGUGGAUAAAUAAUUAGUUUUGAAAUAAUUUACACCAUAUGUAGAAAUUAACUUUUCCAAAAGUUAGUCCCAUUUCCUGGAAACCGGGCCUCUGAGGACCGUCCCUUGAUAAUUUUACUUCCACAUGGGAGCAUGUGUAUAUAAGAUAUGUGAUGCAUUUUGGGUUUUACAUUUGUGUGGAGCUUUGUUCAUACAAUGUCUAGAAAUGUAUAUAGAAUAAAAUAGAAAUCUGCCUGUGAAAGAUUCAAGACCUGGAAAAAUUAUUAUUUAUGACUAAGAUCUAAUAAACGGUAUAUUAGAUCUUAGUUUAUGAGUAAUCGGUCACCUUGGUCACCUUAUAUGCAGAUAUCAGUUUAAAUCUAUCAUUAUUACAUACCUGAUAGCUUGCGCUAGCUUUGCGAAACUUCCCAUUUUGAGAAAAAAAAAAGAUUUUUCCGCAUGUUCCAUACACAGUGUAUACUCACCCAGGUGGAGGUAAAGCGAGCAAGGGACCGGUGUAACAUGAAAAUCUGACUCCCCCCAUGAAUAUUUGACUCCCCCUCCACAAAACUCACAGGAUAAAGGCACAGGAUAUCGGUAUUUAAUUUCAAACACCCGUACUGAAUAUAACGCGUACGGAAAAACAUGUCAAUUCUUAUGAUGCAUUGGCCAACGAAACUGAACCUUUAUCUGCAAAUGCAUGGGUUCAAGCAGUGACCUAUUUCAUUCAAUACUUAAUCUGGGUUACACAAGGUCUUACGCUUUAAACUUAGACUAAUCAAUCAUUACAUUUACAAAGGUCUUAAAGGUACAUUCGAACUGAGCAUCGGUGGAGCGUGGAUUCCCAGUA